GUCGCUGCACACUACAUCCACAACAUCUCGAUUCUGCACAGCUAACAUCAUUCUGUAAGUAUCUACAAAGUUAGUCCGCGUUCGCGUAUCGGCAUCCGAGUAUACCGACUCCCGAUCAUGAUGUAUCGCCGUUUCCGCUUCUGGCCUGGACCCUGACAUGACAUCGUAGAGAUGCAUUUACGCAUGACGUGCACGACUACGAACAUGGGGUUGUCGGAUGCGCGUGGACUUUAUGGUAUUGAUGGAUAUGAAUCCCAAUGUAUCUAGAACCACACCUAAACAACACAUCUAGAAUUCACAUCUAGAAUUCACGUCAAGACACCAACACCACUAAGCUUUCUAACUUGCAACGAUGGGCAACAACCUCUCCACCGUGCACUACCUGGCGCCGGCGUCGUUCCUGUUCGACUUCGCCGCGCAGCAGUACGGCAUGUUCUCGUCGCCCAACAUGCUGGACAUCCACAACCGCAAUCCCGCGGCCUUCUCGCCGUAUCCCUACGCCAUCGCCGGCUUCUUCUUCCCCCAGCAGCUGUUCCAGGUCGCGUGGCUGUGGAAGCUGUGCCGGCGCGAGGGCACGGCCAAGGAGCAGGCGAUGAUGGAGCGGUUUGCGUGGGUGUACAGUCUGGGGAACGUGUGUAUUGGGACGUGGAUGUUCUUCUGGAACGCCGACAACCUCGCAACCGCAAACGUCUUCGUCAUCAUCAACACCGUCGCGCAGCUCGCCUACAUCUCCACCGCGCUCGAGCCUCUCGACACCCGCUCCACGCCCAACUGGCUCACGCACGUCGUCGCCAAGACGUUCGCGGGCAUCGGCGUGCUGGACCUGCUGCACAACACGUCGGCGGCGUACUACCGCGGCGUGGCGCCCUCGGGGCUCGUGCAGAUCGCGACGGGCGUCGGGUUUGCGGCGGUCGCCAGCGUCAGCGACUGGAUCUUCGGCGGCUGCUUGGUGUACGAUCUCGCGGCGCUGGCGGUUGGGCAGGCCGGGUCGAGCUGGGGGAGUCUGCUGGGUGCGUACGCGGCGAUGACGGCGGGCAUUGUGGGCUUCAGGAACUACGUCUAGUAUGUUGCUGUACGGUUAUAGAUAUCGCGGCCGCUGACGCGUUGCAGUCCGACAUGGCGCAGACAGGCGUAUGCCCGGGUCGACGAAGGCGGUGACGAGGCGUAGGCAGAGCUGUGUACACUAGAUAGGAACGCCGGGGUGUUUCUCGUGACAAUCCAUCGUGCCGCGAUGUGUGCGUGUGACCCGUGACGGAGUGGCUCGCGUUUCCCUUACGUUUUGGACGCCAUGCACAUCGAGCUGCGAGAUGUCGCAGCCAGCCAGUCGCGCGCUCGCAGUUGAGAACUGCUGUGUGCAGCGCGUGCGGCGGAGACGUGACACCGCCAAGCCACAAGCGGCCCAUCGGGGGAUCUGC
Boeremia exigua is the source of this 1415-nucleotide messenger RNA. RefSeq lists its product as uncharacterized. Lineage: Eukaryota; Fungi; Ascomycota; Dothideomycetes; Pleosporales; Didymellaceae. The record is from RefSeq and is a predicted model, not a curated record. The transcript has 3 exons. Bases 353 to 1063 code for a protein of 236 amino acids.